Messenger RNA from Chlorella variabilis, 2565 nucleotides. RefSeq lists its product as hypothetical. Lineage: Eukaryota; Viridiplantae; Chlorophyta; Trebouxiophyceae; Chlorellales; Chlorellaceae. The coding region runs from base 1 to 2565 and encodes 854 amino acids. The transcript is spliced from 8 exons. The record is from RefSeq and is a predicted model, not a curated record. Gene Ontology annotation, biological process: regulation of microtubule nucleation. Gene Ontology annotation, molecular function: gamma-tubulin complex binding; protein binding.
AUGUCGUCCCGUCCCUCCGAGUUCGCCUCUGACAGCUUUGUGGCUGCCAGCGGCACUAGCCUGCACCUGCUGCGGCAGGACCUGGCAGGCGGCGCCGCGUUUGGCGAGGUGGUUGUCUCCCACGGCGCCGCCGUCAACGCAGCGCGCUGGAACCGCAACAACAAGGUGGUGGCCAGCGGCUGCGCCGACGGCACCGUGCAGCUGCUGUACGCGUCGGGGCAGGUGAUGUGCGUGCUGCCGCGGGACGGCUCGCACCCCGCCGCCUACGGCUCCAUCGCCGCGCUCUCCUGGUCUGCGGGAUCCAAGCGCCUCGCCGCCGGCUCCUCCAACGGAUCGCUCUUCAUCUUCGACAUGCAGCAAAAGCAACCCACGGUUGAGCUGGGGGGGCACGUGGGCGGCGUGACGGCGCUGGAGUACCAGCACGACGACAAGUUCCUGGCGGUUGCCAGCGCCGGUGGCGCCGUGUGCCUCUACUCCGACCCGCACCGGCCCGGCGGCGGCGCUGCGGCAGUGGCGCUGUCUCCCGCCGCCGACGCCUCGCCUCGCCGCUGCCUGUCGCUGGCUGCCAUGGAGCCAACUGUAGCGGCUGGCAGCUCGCGGGGCGGCGUGGCUGUGUGGGAUGUGGCCAGCCUGCGGCUGAGGGAGGAGUAUCCUGAGCUGCACGGGCACGCCGCAGUACACGCGCUGGCAUUCGUACCGCUGCGCCCGGGCUGGCUGUACAGCGCCGGCGACGAUGGCCGAGUGUGCCUGCAGGACCGGCAGUCGGGCCCCGGCUAUGUGUCUGCCUUCUCUGUGGGGGCCCCCGCCACGGCUCUGAUGGUGAAGGAGGACCACUCGCUUCUGGGAGUGGGCACUGCGGACGGUGCUGUGCUGCUCUAUGACCCUCGCCACACCCACCAGCCCCUGCACACCCUGCGCUUCCCCGGCCGCCACCCCGUCACGGGCCUUCACUGGCAGCACCGCUACUCCAGCCUUUCCAGCUCCAAGCACCACCGCUCUGUGCCUGCCAGGAACACGCAGCCUGCGGGGCCUUCCCGGCUGGGCAUGACGGCGACGGGAGCCAGGGCGGCCGCCGCCUCGCCCGCUGCCGCCAUCAGGGCCAAGCUUGCCGCCCUGGUGCAACCCCACCUCGCCGCCCGCAGCCGCCUGGCAGGCACCGCUGCUGGCGGCGACAAGCGGGCAUCCAUGUCAGCCCCGGCCUCCCCUUCCACCUCCCCGCCAGCAGCGGCACCGGCAGCGCCAGCCAGCGGCGCCGGGAUGGCUCGCAGUACGCCGCUGCAGCCUGCCGCUGCACCGCCGCCUGCCCUGGCCAUCACGCCGCUGCCUGGCAUGGCAGCACGGCACAGCCGAGGCGGCGGCGGCGCGGCAGCCGCUGCAGGAGAGGUAACCCCGGUGCAGCAGCAGCCGCAGCAGGAGGCAGUGCAUGCGGUGGGGCAAGGGAUGCAGCAGCUGGCCAUCACGCCUCUUGGCGGCAGCCUGGCAGGCGGCGCGCAUGGUGGCUCGCCCCAGCCGCAGCACCAUCAGCGGCAGCACAUGUCGCCUUUGGAGCAGCUGGCAGCCGCGGCGCCCCCGGCGGGGCUCAACAUCACGCCUCUGGCGGCACCGCCUGCUGCACGCCAGCAGGCGGCCAGUGGAGCAGGCGCAGGUGCAGGGCGACCGCCGCCCCCGCCGUUGGCAGUGUCGCCGCUGGGAGGCCUGCCUAGCGACAGGCCCGCGCCGCUGGCCAUCAGCCCUCUGCCAGGCAUGCGGGCCGCGCCUGCAGCUGCGUCUCCCCUGCGGCAGCAGCAGCGGCAGCAGCAGCAGCAGCAGCGCAGCGUGCUGGGCGAGCGGACCAACAGCCCCUGCGGCGUGGCUGGGCAUGACAUGCUGCCGGCCCUGCCCUCGCCGCUGCCGGCCGCCCCGGAGCCGCCACUGCAAGCCUCGCCUUCCUUUGCUGAGAACCUGCCGCUGCCGUCGCCGGGCACCUCGCCUCGCUCCGAGGCUGCUGCCAAGCAGCAGCCAGCAGCCCACGCUGCGCGGGACGCGGAGCAGCAGCACGCGGCCGGCGGCGCCGGCGGCCUGGCUGGCCACAAGAUCAAGGCCGCCUCUGCCGCGGUGGCGCAGGCCUCGCCAGCUGGCUCCGGCAGCAUGGCACAGUGGUCCAUCGGCGCGGUGCCAGCAGACGCAGAGGCGGCCCCGCCCGCAGGCUGGGCUGCGGACCACCACCAGCAGCCCGCCGCCGCCGCAGCAGCAGCAGACACCCGCUAUGGCCAGUACGAAUUUAGCUUUGCCGCAGCGCAGCGCAGCUACGAGGCGCUGAGCGGCGGGGCGGGGGUAGGGCCCGUGGCAGGUGGCGGCAGCGGCGCCCAGUCGGCGGUACCGCCCGCUGGGCUGCGGGACGACAUCUGGGCCAUGCACCUCGACAUGAUCACCCAGUUCCAGGCCCACCAGGCGCAGCAGGCCUCCAUGUACCAGCUGGUGGAGCAGCUGACAGAGCGCAACGAGGCGCUGAGCGGCGAGGUGGCGGCGCUGCGCAAGCACCUGCGCACGCUCACCGAGCGCCGCGACGGCUUCCUGUGGCUGUGA